Molecule: messenger RNA, 1918 nt
Organism: Echinops telfairi (small Madagascar hedgehog)
Lineage: Eukaryota; Metazoa; Chordata; Mammalia; Afrosoricida; Tenrecidae
Product: sal-like protein 4
Exons: 1
Coding region: 71-1918 (615 amino acids)
Biological process (GO): regulation of transcription by RNA polymerase II
Cellular component (GO): nucleus
Molecular function (GO): DNA-binding transcription factor activity, RNA polymerase II-specific; RNA polymerase II cis-regulatory region sequence-specific DNA binding
Source: RefSeq, a predicted model, not a curated record
CCUAACUCCAGGAAUUUGUGGCUGAGAGGGCAAACCGCCGCGGCUCUCCCGGCGUCCCGAUGCUCGCACCAUGUCGAGGCGCAAGCAGGCGAAACCCCAACACAUCAAUUCGGAGGAGGACCUGGAGGAGCAGCAGCCGACCCCGGAGCUGGCGGCGGCGGCCCCAGACGCGCCGACGGCGGGGGAGCCGGGUGCUGUAAUGAGCCACCCAGCACCCCAGGACGAGGUGGUGACGGGCAAAGAGCCGGUGGGCAAGCGGCUUCGGCGCGAAGACACCCACGUCUGCAAGAAAUGCUGCGCGGAGUUCUUCAGCUUCUCCGAGUUCAUCGACCACAAGAGGAAUUGCACGAAGCACCCGCCUGUGCUCAUCAUGCAUGACAGUGAGGGGGCGCUGCCUGCCGAAGACUUCCCCGGAGCGACGCUGAGCCACCAGCCCCAAAGUCCGAGCUGUACUGACGGUCCCGUGGAGAGCAGUGGCAGCUCAGGGGACCCGAAAGAGAGGCCCACCUCGGAGUCGGUGGUGUACUUAAAGACAGAGACGGCCCUGCCGCCCACGCCGCUGGAUGUCAGCUAUCUCCCCAAAGGCAAAGUCUCCAACACUAACGUGACUUUACAAGCACUACGGGGCACCAAGGUGGCGGUGAACCAGCGGAGCGCCGAUGCCCUGCCCGCCCCCCUGCCCGGCGCCAACAGCAUCCCCUGGGUCCUGGAGCAGAUCCUGUGUCUGCAGCAGCAGCAGCUGCAGCAGAUCCAGCUCACGGAGCAGAUCCGCAUCCAGGUGAACAUGUGGGCUUCCCAUGCCCUCCACUCAGGGGUGGCGGGUGCUGACGCCCUGAAGACCUUGGGCAGUCACGUGUCCCAGCAGGUGUCGGCCGCCGUGGCUCUGCUCAGCCAGAAAGUUGGGGGCCAGGCUCUGUCUCUGGAUGCCUUGAAACAAGCCAAGCUACCUCAUGCCAACCUCCCUUCCACGGCCAGCCCCGUGUCCCAGGGACUCACGUCCUUCGCCCUGAAGCCCGAUGGGACGAGGGUGCCCCCCAACGUCAUGUCCCGCCUCCCGGGCGCUCUGCUACCUCAGGCUCCAGGCUCUGUGCUCUUCCAGAGCCCUUUCUCCACGAUGGUGUUGGACCCGUCCAAGAAAGGGAAAGGGAAGCCCCCCAACGUCUCCGCAGUGGAUGUCAAAGCUAAAGAGGAGGCCGCCCUCUACAAACACAAGUGUCGGAGCAGCCUCCCCACAUUUGUCCGGAACCAGCCCGCCUAUGUCAAGGUGGAGGUCCCUGGAGCCUUCGCCGGAGGCUCCUCAGUCCUGUCCCCCGGCAUGGUCCCUUUGCUGGCCGCCCAGCCCCGGCGACAGGCCAAGCAGCACGGCUGCGUGCGCUGCGGGAAGAACUUCUCCUCGGCGAGCGCACUUCAGAUCCACGAGCGCACGCACACCGGAGAGAAGCCCUUCGUGUGCAACAUUUGUGGGCGCGCCUUCACCACCCAGGGCAACCUGAAGGUUCACUACAUGACCCACGGGGCGAACAAUAACUCGGCCCGCCGAGGGAGGAAGCUGGCCAUCGAGAACACCAUGGCUCUGCUAGGCUCAGAUGGGAAGAGAGCCUCCGAGGUGUUGCCCAAGGAGAUCCGGGCGCCAGCGGUGAACGUGGACCCUGCGGUGUGGAGCCAGUACACUGCCAUGCUCAACGGCGGGCUGUCCCUGAAGACCAACGAGAUCUCUGUGAUCCAGAGCGGAGGGAUCCCUCCGGUGCCCGUGCCCCUGGGGGCCAGCUCCGGUGGGAGUAACUCGGGCGCCUCCCAGGUGGAUGGCUCCCAGGCUGCACACCUGAGUUCGGAUGUGCAGAAACCCACUACUACUGACGGUGUCCCUAAACACCAGUUCCCUCACUUCCUGGAAGAAAACAAGAUUGCAGUCAGCUAA